Messenger RNA from Trichobilharzia szidati, 535 nucleotides. The record is from the annotation of a GenBank genome assembly. Lineage: Eukaryota; Metazoa; Platyhelminthes; Trematoda; Strigeidida; Schistosomatidae.
AUGGAUCACAAAGAAUCUAACAGAAGAAUUGGAGCUCUGAAAUCUACGUCUUCUCUUGUGGAACUAACCAGUAAAUCUGGUGAUUAUGCUGCUCAUCCACCAUUUACAAAAGGUGCGUCAACUGGAACCUAUGCACCUAUAAGGUCAUCUGAUGGUUGUUCGCCAAGUACAUUUAGUUGUCAAUUACCACGAACAUCUCCCGAGUAUUCAACAACAUCUUCAAACCCAUCUCGUGCUGCAUUUCUUUCACGUCAGGCAUCUUUUGAUCAAGGUGGUGAGGGUCGUCUUUCUUCAACUCAAGUUAAACAACGUUUAAAGGCUUAUCUGCUUAAUCGUCGGCGUGGGCGUGUCCUUGCUAACAGACACUGGAGAGCAGAUGGUAAAGUAUGCGGCUCAUCACAAAAUCCCUUCACCGAAUCAGACUUUGAUGAAAGUUUAGAACACUCAGGAAGUGAAUCAUGUCAACAAGGAAUGUGUCAUAUAGGUGAUCACUGGCACAGUGCUGACUCUCCAGGUUUCAGUGAAUGGGAUUUAG